AAAAAAAAAUUCCAUUUAGUAGAAAGUAACAAGAUGAUUCGAGGAUGCGUCUCUUGAUUCCUUUAGAAUAUGCACGGCAUAGAUCUCUUUGCCAAAUGGUGGCAGCUUGAUUGCAAAUAUCUUGCGUGCAGUGUGUGUUUUAGAAGGGGAAGAUCCUCUCUUUCUCGGGGCUCCCAGAGCUGGGGAGAAGAAGACGCGGUCUUACCGGCUGCUGCCGCCCCCGGUCUGAAAGAAGGAGGAAAGGGCCAUCAUUGGAGGGCUUUCAGUGCCAAAAUGCGGGCCAGCCAGGCAAGGUCAAAGGUCCUGGACCGCGGGAGACCAAGGUAAUGAUGAUGUCAUGAGAAACCUCAAGUACACACGGCUAUUGAUAUGCAUGAGCGACCAGACGCCGGCGCCGGGACCGAGCCCGGUCUCGCCUCCAGCAUCGCCGCCUCCGCCGUCCUGGCGCGGGGGAUCCGCCCGCAGCUGGCACCUUCCUCCUCCUCGGCAGCGCAGACCGCUUCAACAUCCAGAGGCCAGGAGGCAGGACGCUCUCCCCUGGGGCGGGAAGCAGCCUGCCCGGCCCCGGGGAGAGCAGGGGAGCCCCGAGGAGCCCGCGCUCCUCUUCGGGCAGCCCCCGCCGGUGCGCAGCGAUGCCGCGGAGGGAGCGGGGCCUGGUACUCAGAGGCCGGGAGCAGGGCUGUGCUACGCAAGCGAAGAAAUGCAUGCUGGUGUUACUCAUGGAACCAACGAAGGCAAGUCUUUCUAA
Molecule: messenger RNA, 748 nt
Organism: Neopelma chrysocephalum (saffron-crested tyrant-manakin)
Lineage: Eukaryota; Metazoa; Chordata; Aves; Passeriformes; Pipridae
Product: extensin-like
Exons: 2
Coding region: 338-748 (136 amino acids)
Source: RefSeq, a predicted model, not a curated record